This is a messenger RNA of Knipowitschia caucasica, 306 nucleotides long. The record is from the annotation of a GenBank genome assembly. NCBI's taxonomy places the organism in Eukaryota, Metazoa, Chordata, Actinopteri, Gobiiformes, Gobiidae.
AUGGUCCAUCACGCGGCCGGGGUUAAGCAGAGCCGACUUGUGAUGGCAUUAGAGAGGUGGAAGUGUUUAAUCGGGGCGAGCCGAGACGGAGCAGUGUGGAGGAGACAAGAGAAGGAGGUAGUGGAUGUCAGCGUCAGUGAGAAGGUAACUACACUCUCCCCUGCCACCACUCCCCCCCCCCCCCCCCCCAAUCCCCCCACCCCCCAAUCCCCCCCUAACAGCAACACCCUUUUACCGGACGAGCCCCCACUCGCGCCUCUCCGCACUGCUCCAGCUCGCGGCCUUGGCUUGCUGCUGUUACCGUAG